Closterium sp. NIES-67 is the source of this 250-nucleotide messenger RNA. Lineage: Eukaryota; Viridiplantae; Streptophyta; Zygnematophyceae; Desmidiales; Closteriaceae. The record is from the annotation of a GenBank genome assembly.
GCUUGUGGGUGGGUCAGCGCGAGAUUUCUGGUUAUCCUGAAUCUGCCAAUGAGGAUCCUGAAGAACGGAAUCGCGCGCAGGUUGGGGGAAUGAGGGGCCACCAGCUGGAUUCACCAGAUCCAUGGUUCGUCGCCUUACCGACGCACUCCUGUCGAUUCGCAGAUACCCACGAACUAGAAGUUACAAUAGUUGAGUUUCGUACAAACAUACACGAACAUGGCUUGUAGAACAUUAAAUUGGCUUAUAUCUC